Molecule: messenger RNA, 20433 nt
Organism: Xyrichtys novacula (pearly razorfish)
Lineage: Eukaryota; Metazoa; Chordata; Actinopteri; Labriformes; Labridae
Source: the annotation of a GenBank genome assembly
UUAGACCAAAACCAGUGGGACUGAAGGAAAUGAGUUACAUGAGCUCUGGAAUAAAAAUAAUAUGUUAUGUAUUUUGGGGUAUUUCUGAUUUUGAUGAUCAAUGGGUGAAGACGAGAAUAACCUACUUCUUGGUCAAAGAUUGGAGGCCAAUGUGGAGGUCAUUUGCUGCUGUCCAUGCAUGUGGGCAGGCCAGUAUGUGUAUGCUUGUAAAUGGGGGAUGGGGUUCAACAGGAAUUAGGUAAUAUUGACAUGGUUGGUUCAACCCCACCCUCCUAACACUACGGAGAUCAAUGUAUCAGAUCAAUAGAAGUCAUUGACAAUAACUGAACUUCUCAUGUGAUCAGUGAAGAAGAAAAUUUAGUAUUUUUCUGUGACAUGUGCCCCACAUGCUCAUUUAUCACUGUGAAGUUUCCGAAAUAGAAUAAAAGCAUGCACACACAAGAGAAUAAGAUCAUCCACAAAUGCACACAUGCAGAAAUUCAUGCACACACACAGCAGGGGGGGAAAAGGCUCUUUUUCUGACACGGCAUGAUUGGUCACUUUUUCCCUCUCUCUCCCUUCCUGCUGAAAUAGUUUUAACAAAAGAGAGGGAGAAGAAGGGGGAGGGGUGGCGUGGAUGGGGGGAGGGGAUGUAUGUGCUGCUCUUGUUGUCACUGGUCGAAGGGAGAGCAAGAGAGGGGGGGAGGGAGAUGAGAGCUGGAGGGCGAGUGAGGGAGUGUAGGAGAGAAGGAUAGGGUCCCAGAAGAGAGCACACACACAAUCAUACAAACACAUUCAUGCUGGCCCCGUUGUACUUUUUUUUAUUGGAAUGGUGGAUUACUUUCCAGACUGAACCACUCAUCAAGUCAAUCCAGGCAUGUUAAGGUCAGUGAAACAUUUUCUCACUCAUUGGAAUUGGUUACUGUCUCUGUAAAGCCUUAAUGACAAUGUUUCUGCUGCUUCUUGCACAUUCCUGUCAUUUUCCCUCCCCAUUUCUUCUGAUAUUGUAACACCCCCUUCCUAUUGUGGUUUUUUUGUGCUUAAAUUUUUUGAGAGUGGUUUAGUUUGUUCACCCUUUAGACUUCUUUACCACUGCCUCAUUAGUUUGUUCUUUUACUAUGUGUCAAUCCAGGUUACUCACUUAACCUCCUUUUCUACUCUCUCCUCAUUUUGUCCUCAUGUAUUGCACAUUAAAUAGGAUUGUGCCCUUGCUCUGCAGAGGGUUCAAAGUUCCUCUUGCUGUUGUGGCGUUAGUGGUAAUACACGGGGGCUUCAAAGAAUAAAAAACUUGACUCUGCUGGCUGCACAGUUUGGUGGUCAGAGGGCGAAAGACCUCUCUCUGUCAAGGCAUUUAGCAUUCAAACUCUGUUGAUAGGUCAACGACACACGUGUAGGUGUGUGACAACAUAAACAACCGUGUAAGAAAAAGUGAGAAUUUUAUACAGUUUUAAUGCAAGCAAGUCCAGAUAUUAUCUGCACAUGCAUAUACCAAACAACUUUAUCUGAUUUUCACAACUUUUGUCUCUGAUCCUGUUCUCGUCAGGUGGCAGAGUGCUGGAGUGGUGUUCAACUGUGGAAUGAGCCAUGGAGGGGUGCAGAAGGCCAUAACUAGCCAAGCCAGCAGCCUCAGGAGAAGCAGCAGCCCAGGGAGGCCCCGCAGUAUGCAGCUGAGCCCUUGCUAGCACCAAGUGGACCAAGUCCUCUCCUCUUUACUUGGGGGCCAGGGCUGCAGAAUGCUCAGUCCUGUCACCCCUUACAGUAAGUCUCUGAUUUUUCCAUAUGUGUACAUAUGCAAGUGGUUUGGGUCUAUUUUUCUAGCCAACUAGAAUAAUCUCAUCUGGGGUAGUUCAGGGAAAGCGAGGGGCUGGGGGUGUCUCCGACAAGUCAUUUUGAGGGAGCAGAUAUGCUAAUGGCUUUAACAGCUGAGUCUCCUUGGGCUUUGCAUUGAGGAGUUUAACAGAAAGUGUUCAAUCUGUUUUUGAAGCCUCUGCGAGUGAUUUUGGAAACAAUUUGUUUACACUGAAAGAAAUUAGCACAUAAUUGUCUGACUUGAUCAUGGAGCAGCAAAUUCAUAGUGAAAACUUGAUAAUUUAAGAGCAAAACACCGGAAAUCUUCAUUCACAAUGUCUGCAACAUGUGAUACUCUGCAUUUGAUGUGUUUUUUUAGAGUUGACAAAUGAUUUUGUUUGCUUGCACUACUCAACUGCGAAGGCAGUUAGAACAACCUACAUUUUAGUGAGACAUCACAGUGCAGUCCUCUCUUUGCUAAUCAUGAAAGGUUGCUGGUGAAUAUGCUAAUAUUGAUCAGAUGGGACAUUGGAAUAUUGGGAUAUUGACUUGACCAAGAUUUAACGGGAUUACAAACCUUAUUGGAAUAAAGGGACAGGGAUUCACAGGCUACUUAUUUUACUCCAAAAGAAAAAAAAAAGAAGAAGAAACAGAAAACUCGUGAGAAAGGGGGAGGUUUUAGAGCAGACAUAAGCUUCGGUAACAUAUGAAUGUCACAUUCCUGCCCCAAAAAAACUCAGAGAAGAACUCACAGUGUUGAACUCACAGAAAAUUUUACCACGUUAUUUUUAUUUAUUUAUAUUUGCACAAAAUCUAAAAGAAUUCUUGUCACUAUGUAAACAAAUUCCUGGCCAGGACUCCCUUGUAAAAGAGAUUCUGAAUCUCAAUGGGUUUAUUUCCUGGUUAAAUAAAGGUUACUAACUACUAACUAAAGUACGAUCCAAAUCACCCACACUGCGUAAUGAGCACUUACCACAACACGAUAGCUAAGUAUGAAGAUAGAAAUGACCCAUUUUGGACUACUACUAUUUGGACUAGUGAUUCUGUGAAUGAAAGCCAAAUCAUUAGUAUCCCAGUGUCAAGAGCUUCUCAUUAGUCCCACACAGAAGGACAAAUAAACAUUGCCCUUUGCCUCCACACACAUUGGUCCUCCACAGUCAUUAUGAAAGGUUGUUUAGGAAAUGCAAGUACAGGAUAGCUCCUUAUUAGGUGUUAUAGUAAAGACAUGCCACCAGUGGUAAAAUGAACAGAGACACAGAAAGAGCAAAGUGAAGGGCAGAUGGAGAGGACACAAGGAAGGACUGGUCAGCUGCAGCCUGAUAUAUGAGUGGACACAAUAAGCAAUGAGGGGCCAGGCCAGCCUCUGCCACAUGUGUGUAUGUGCGCGAGCUAAAGGAGUGGGGGAGGGGAAAACUGACCACACAGGCUCGGACACAUGGUCCUGUCUUUACUACAGCCCUGCCUGGGAGGCUCAGGGAAGAAUGAGCUGGAGCCAAAAGCAGAGUGGAAGACAAAAAUAAAAUGAGUGGAUAAGAAAAAAAAGCUAAACUGUUUGGAGUAACUUGUUUUUCAAGAGAUACAUUUAUAGUCAGUUGUUGUCUUUUUGGAUGAAAAGAUGAAUUCUGGCCGUGAACACAAUAUAAUUGGUUUGUGUAAAUGACGUGUUGGUUAGAGAGGUGUAAAACCUGAACCAGAUAUGGCACAGUAGUUGAUUGGUUGUCAGCAGCAUGGCCUGGUGGACUGUGCAGGCCUGGAGAAAAGGGGGGGAAGGAGAAGGGGGGAGAGGGAGGGUUUUCUCCACCUACACAUUGGCUUUAUGCUUAGUGUUUUGGACUAUGACCACUGCUUACAUAACAAUCCUGCCCUCAUUUAUAGUGGACAGAGAUAGCUUGAAUGCGUGUGUGCUAAGUCCAUUGUCCAUCCAAUCCUGAGAUGCUUCUUGCGUUCAUAUUGCCUACCCGAUUUCUUUUCUGAUGAACUAUGUAUUGAUCUUACAAGAAUGGGUGUGGAUUAGGUCUAACCAAUACAAAUCACCCAAUAAUGUGCAAACAGCUGAGAGGGUCAUUUAUCAGCACUGCAAGUGAGCAUGUUCACUCUGCUUGCUUUAGUCUGGGAGUGGACAGUGUGCGUUGUGAGUAUGGAGAGGAUAUGUGCUUUGUAAAUAGAUCUCAGGUUAGAUUCUUGGCAUUCCAGCAGUCUGACUCAUCAAAUAGAUCUUCUGCCUGCUGGCCAGCUAAAACUCAAUGCUUGUGCUGAAAGCACAGUAUGAGAGGGCCUGAGCGAGUGUUUGAAUGUGCAUGUUGGAGUGUUUCUGAGUGUCAACUCACCCUCAGGAAAUGUAAGUCUUUGUCUAUUGUGAGUGAACUCAAAGCACAGAGGACCUCUCAGCUCCAGGAGGGUGAUUUUUGGAUCCACUGCCCAUCCAGCCAACCUCUGAUACUCCACAACCCCCAAAUCCCAUUCCAGUCUGCCCCUUCCCCCACUAGUACUUUCAUCUAAUUAACCCCUAAUUACUUAUUCUGAUCAUGCAGUGGACCACGAGUGGAACCAGCCUCCAAUGGGAAAGAGAAAAUCCAUGACUUGCAUAUUCCUUGACAGACAGGACUGUCUGGAGAAUUUAAAGAGUUUACUAUGCAGCUGACUGAUAGUAAUGCAAAUUAAGAAGUAGAAAAUGUUAAAAGGCAAGAUCUUAAAAGCGAGUGAGAGAACUGGGAGAAUUAUAUUUGGUCUAUGGAUUCAUUAAAUGGGACAGACUGGUGUUUGCAACUCCUGACCUAUGCACCAACAGACAUGGCAGAGAUUUUAGUGAAUCAUAAGGACAUUUAGCAUCUACAUAAUAAAGAUCUUGCUCUAAGUAGGAGAACACCUUGCAUGCAACAUAUUGCUGAAAGAAUAUGUUGGCAUAAGUUUGUUCUUACUGCUUAUUCUCAUCUAUAUUUAUUGUUUUUCACUCUUACAUAUCCACUGCGGACACAAUCAAAUAUGUGUAGGAUUGUAAUCUUGAGUUCUUGAGUCCUCAUCCUCCUCUGUACUAAAGUGCUGCCUCUUAAGCCCUGUUCACACGUAGCUGGGUAUUUAUGUAAACAAAUAUCCAACCCCCUUCAUUUAGAAAAAAGUCAUGUACACACACAUCAUUGUUUUCAAAUAAAAUCCCAUCCACAGAAAACCGCCUAAAUGCGCUAUUGACUGCGGUUAUAAGCAUGCCAGACCUGAAGUUGGUAGUAUUUGCCAAAAAGUUAGACCCAUUCUAUCCGAUCAGAUCAAGCUUCUCUUUCUCGUUGUCACUUCCCCAAACAUGAAACAUAAUGCUGUGUAGUACGUUCGUUCGUAUGUGUGGACCGACAAAGAGGUGGAAUAGCUUUUAAGCAUCGUUUUGGAGUGUAAAGUCAACAAGACACAAGAAAGGUGGAGGAAGUGUUAUUCGCUGUAGAAUAACCGACUGCAAAGCAAACCGACUUUGCUCCUCACAAAAAUACAUAUUUUGCAUCUGUGCUGUCGACUGCCUGACAUAAACAAGGGGGGGGGGGGCAUAGUAUAUGAAGCUAAUCUAUUAGUUGUCGCGGACAAUGAUGUUUGGGAAUUUAAAACUCUGGUUAUCUAUGUCCACAAACACAAAACCAGAGUUUUCCGAAAUCCUCACUUUGGCCGGAGUUUUCCGAAAGUUUAAAAUUAUGUAAUCCUGUGGUUCCAUGUGGGUGGUAGGCCAAAAUGUAUAAAAAUAUAUUUGUUUAAACAAAUACUCAGCAACGUGUGGACAAGACAUGAAUUACACCAAGAAGAGUGCCUCCAGUAGAAAAAAACCUGCCCCAAACAUAGAGUAUAUAAAACAUGGACACAGUCUCUGUCAUGUCACCAAUUAGUGACCAAUCUAACUUUCAGUCAACCUAGACAAGAGGCAAAAUGGUGGAGUUCAGGCAAAUUGCUACAAUGCACCAGCCUGUCAGUCAAGUCAGCUGAUCAUGCAAAAUGGUGGGCAGAGUGAGGAAUGACAAUGCAGUAAAGGGACCACGGGUUGAAAACCGAUGCAUGCCACCCAUUGCCAAGAUUAAAGUCUUUCUAUAUGAGGAGUAUUUUCUAUCCUCUAGGCCAAGACACCCCUCCCCCCCCCCUGCCCCCACCAAAAAAACAAAAAAAUCAAAACCUUGUUCACAUUGUAACAGUCAUUUAGGUUAGAGUACCGUAGGAUCUCCUUGGCUUUUGGAGCCAGCCUCCUCUAGACAGUCUAGGGAGGAUGGUUUUCUGUACUACCACAUCAUGGACUUUAUUUCUCAAGAUCAGUGGUUGCAGCUUAGUCUGACAAUCUCUUGCUUUCUGUUUUCUGGGUGAAGGGGCAUGUCAAGGCAAUGUCAUGACCCACUUCUUGAACACAAUGAAGAAUUAAAAAAUAAAAAUCGCCUUACUUGCUAGUGCUGGGACAAAUUACUGCACACAUAUGAUGGAGUUGUAAAUCUUGCUUUUUUAAGAAGCUUACCAGCAGUGGGUGGAUGUUUCUUUUGGUUCCUAAAGAAGUUGCUGCAGAUCAAAGGUGUAUGAUCAGUGGAUACAGUAAUUUUGUUGAUUAUGCCGCUUUAGAUUUGGGCUCAUCCUUCUGAACUUGUUCUGCUAUGUCCUCUCGUGCUCUGAAAUGGCACUGCCAUCCGCAAUCAAAAUGUUGAAGUUUUUUUUUAUUAAUAUCACAGAUUACUUAUUUUUGAGACCUUGCAAUACUUUUCUUUAAGCUUUCUUAGCUAAUAGCAACAGGCAGUACCUAAAAAAGAUAGGGCUGCUUUGGUUAUCAGAGUAGUGUUGGGGACAAGUUCCUUACCUCUAGUUUUGUUUUUGGGGAAUAAUUUAUAUAUCUCUCUCUUGGUGGGUUUUGAAGUUUUUCACAUUUAUGAACACGCAAUGGUCACAUUCUGAUCAAUGAUAGCACUGACCAAAAUGUCUAACCAGUACCAAAAGGUUGUGAAGAGACAGGUUUUCGCAGAAUUAAAGGGAAAUAUGCUAACCUAAGACUAAAUGCAGGUAACAAAACAGAAAACUAGCAGAACAGGCAAACAAGUUGAAGCAAGUCCAUCACACCUGUCCAAUAUUUACACUUGAAAUAGUUGUUUGAGUUUGGUGCUAGUCUCAAUGCAGAUGAAAGUCCUUCAUAAGAAGUAACCUUUCAAAUUGUGUGCCAAAUUUUAUGAAACUGAGAGUGUCUUUAGAUUUCCAGUGACAUUGAUCAGUCUGUACAAAAUUUUAGGCUUGUAACCAACAUACUGUGAGUCAGAAAAAUGAAGGAACAGGAACAGAGAAGUUCUUUUUUUUUUUUUUUGUCCAACAGCCGACACAAGACAAGUGGUCUUACAUGGUCUUCAUCCAGGUUUCUCAUGUUCUCAGUUCUAUAAUAUGUCUAGAAAUUAGACGGCUGUUGGAACGAGAAGAAACACUAGUGCUAGUCAUUAAUAUGAUGAUCACAGUGUCUAAAGGAUGCUGUCAUAGCACCAAGUCAGCUUAGUACUCAUUUUUGCCUCUUGGAGAGACAAGCUUUGCGAAGUAUGGAUGGAGGCUCCCAAGCCCCAAGCCAACAUGAGGUGCUAGAUUAGGGUUAGGGGCUCCCUCGCUCAUCCCUCCUAAUGCCUAACCCACUCCCUAAUAUCUCCUCAAAAACAAUGAUGUCUGAUAAAACAGCACUCAUGAACAAUAGGAGGUUUUAAUUUAAUGCUUAAGGCCCCAUUAACCUUAAAAAGAAGAAAAUUGUUGUACCAAGUUUGAUUUAAAAAAACGGUCUCUCAGACUGUUAAACUGUCCAAAUAAAUCCAAGUAAUUUGACCACUUUUUGAUGCCUUUAUCCAUGGACAUUUUAGACACAUUUACCAGCAUCUUUAUGGGUUUUAAGCACAUUAGUAUAUUUGUUUACUCUCUGCAUGUUGUGCCAUGAGGGAUCCUUUUUUUAUUUAUGCAACACACAUAUUAAGUAAAUAACAAGUAGUAAGGUCACUUAGUUUAAAGUCAUUCAGAAUUUGAAUCAUUGAAAAUUAUGGGUUUUUAUUAGCAGGGUAAAUCCUAUCUCACAGAAGGUAAAAUUUAAACUUUUGUCGUGAUAAUAACUGUUUGAAGAUAACUAAAUGCACAUCAUUGGCCAUCUGAUAAUACAAGAGUAUGUAUUCACUUCUUGUAGAUACAAAAAGUCUGGUCAACAUGGGUUGUGAAGCAUCCCCAAGGAGUAAACCUUUCAUCUAAGUUUCAAGCUUACCACAAGGAUAAGAGCUAAGCUUACCAGUGGUUAUGUGUCUUUAAUUCUAGUCCAUGCCUGUCAGAUUGUCACCAAGCUCUGACACUCUUAUAAGCCCUCUGUGAUCUAAUCCUUCAUUAGUCUGGUUUCCACGGUCUGGUCACCAAACCAUCUAGACCCUACAUUUGGUUUGUGGAUUGUCUGAUCCCUAAGUGGUCCUUGUUUUUGCUCUAUUUUUCACACUGAUCGGUUGAAUAACAAUGAGAAUUCAACACACAGCAGUAUAGUCUGGUUAGAUAUCAUGGAUAAACCGAAGCCCCUUUGGUGAGGAGAGGGCACGAGUAGGGGAUUAAAUUGCAGUAAACGAACGGCUUGUGCCUGCAACCAACAUGACCAGUGAGUAAUGCUUGGGGAGCCUGUAUGUGCGUUUGUCAUGGUUGAUCCCUAGAUUUGAUGUAGAAUGACGUCAAGUUGACAGUGAAGAGGUCUUUAUUUUGAAACAGGGUCAUUUCAUUUUAUAAUGGAACUUGUCCACUCCCAUAAGGUUAAGGAGAGGGAGGCAGUAAAUGAAAAGAAAAAAAACAACAUUUAAUAUUUACUUCCAAUGUGAGCUCCGGGCAACUGUUAUAGUUGAAUAUAGGUGUUGUGUCACCUUUGAGGUGAUCUGCAUUUACAGAUUAUGUAGAAAUGCUGCAUCAGGAAGCAUUUGGCAGGGGAUUCUUGUUGGGCACAUUACAGUCUGUGAUUGUAGUCUCAAUGUUUCAUAUAUAGGUGAUUUAGCAGGUAUUGAAUACAAACACAACAUUAGUUUGAAUAGGGGAAGAGAAACAUUGUUAUGCAAUCCUAAUACCCAGUGGCAUUUCUGUAAUGAUCAUUAGCUCAUAUCAAUCUCUAGAACAGUUUUGCACACAUUCCUCUCAAAUUAAAGUCUGAUCUCACCCUUAAAGUACAAAUCAAAAUGCAAACAAUGAUGAGAUAAAAAAAUUUUGUCCAGCAUUGUUCGUUAAUGAUAACGGAUGGGUUGCAAGUUGAACUACAAUGUUACCCAAAGUAUUCAGUUACAUCAAGAUUUUUUUGCUGUGUGCCCUGAACAAAUACAGACUGAUGAAUACAAAAUGUUGCUAUGAGCCCACAUUUGUACUUCCAGUAAACAUUUGUUUCCAGUCUCUUCUCUUUCCCUCUUGUGUAGUGCUGAUAAGAAAUGUGCAUAUUGGUUUUGGUCGACAACAAAGGAUGAGCAAUCUGUUCAAAGAUGUCAAGGUGGCUUGUUUUCAAGUCAGUUUUAUUUUAUCCCUCCUAGAAUUUUAGCAGAGCUUUAAGGGUCAAAGCUUAACAUUGCUGACUCAGAGCAUUUAAUCUGAGUGAAGAGAUAUUACUACCAACGUCUUUAUCGUAGGGGCUGCUGGUAAGGGGCCUAUCCCGACCCUAAAAUCAACCCAGACCCAGGGACAGGUCUUUUCAUCUAGGCACAUUCAGUAAAUUUAUAAGUUAAUUUCCUCUUGUGGGGCUAAUAAAGGAUCUGAUCUAUCUAAUACAAAAGCAACUUUCAUUAGUUAAAGUUAGGUAUUUUCCAAGGUAAUAGUAUGACUUGUUUAGAUUCUAACAAGGAAUACCCAUACUGUGUCUUUUGGAUGGUUUUUAGUGCAUCUCUGGUACUUGGUUAGUUGAAACAGAUUCUGUUUAUUCAUUUCUGUUAUCUUAUUUUGUGAGACUACUGUGUGCACUGACUGGUCAGAAUUCCCAGACAGCAGGAUGAGUUUCUCAGACCCAAGGUAGAGCUUAUGCUGGUCAGGAACACUGCAAUCCCUGGAUUGGAUGAGUGGGAUUAUUGAGCUGAAGGAUCAUUUAAUUUAGGGAUCAACAUGUGGACCGUGUGAGACCCAUCUGGUGGUCCUGGAUAACAUGUGACACCACCAUGCAUGGUCUACAAGUAGAAUGUUCCAGCUGAAACAUGGAAGUGGUUGUGCUUGGGUAUGAAACAAUUAAAAAACUAAACAAAAAAAAACUCUGCACUGCUGAACCACAUUUAUAACAUUUUUUAAAAUGUUAAACCAAACCUAAUCCUUCGAACAUUGAGACUAAUGUUGGCAUGAAAACUGGCAAAAGUAUGUCUGAUAUUGUAAGACAGGAAAUCAAUUGACAAAUGUGUUCCUUAAGCACAAUCAUCUAUGGCACAUGUCAUUAUGUGCCAUAUUUUCUGAUUUGGAUUGAGAUUUUCACAGAGCAGAUACAGAUAAUACAUUAAAUGAAUUAUAUAUCCUCCUCCACAAUAAACUUGUGUUCUGUUGUAAUAUAAUGCCAUUUUUAUUGAUCACACAAUCAAGAGCAUGUUACAGGGGCAUGUUUGUCCACCUCUGUUCAUGAAAGUGAGUUAGUGGCUUCUUCCUCUGUCCACAGCUAUUGUAGGGAAGCCCCUCUGGCCCAGGCUUGGGGUCAGGACAGUUUAAUAAUACUCUGAAAUGCCUGGAAUGUCAGCCUAAUGCCUGUUCAAAAAGACAAGGCCAGCAAAAGCCAAUCAAAGCCCUCAACCGCUAAACCAGAGGAUUAGUUUGUUUAUGUAAAUGUACAUGGCACAUGAAAACCAGCCUUUCUUUAACACUCAGUUAAUAUUUACAAUUGAUACAGUGUGCAUAGAUGUACUCAAAGUUCCCUUUGUUGCAUGAGCAAAAACUACUGGUCAUUCCCUACCUAACCCCCCUCCCCUCUGUCCACCAGACCCCUGAGGUUUGGGCCGAAUUAGAUCACACGCUUGGUGGGGGUGGCUUUGUGGACUCAGAGUCACUGAGAGACAACAAUGGCCUCAAUGUGAGAGAAGCAAAGGCAGCAGGCAGUGCGCAGGCUGAUAGAGGCUUAUCACCGUGGAGACCAGGCUGGGGGUUAUGUUGCUAGCUUCACAUAAAGAUUAAAACAGUUGUCCCCUGCCUGGAUGAGACUUUGUAGAAUAGCAUGGGCUAAGUAUUGACAUGAUUCUGGAAAAGACUCAGUUAGCCAAGGCGAUUAUGAGGGCAGAUACUCCCAAAGGUCAUAAUCUUUGUUUGCCAUUGAGUUGUGAGAGAAAGAAUUCCUCAAAUUGUGUAUCUAUAUGAUUAUCUAUAUCCCUCAAAUUAUAAUGCUAAAAUUACUUAUUUUAAACAUUUGAGACAUGAUGUUUGUUCAGAUAGUCCUAAUUUGUUAUUGUCUCUGUCAGGUCUGUUGAAGAUGCACUGGUCUCCGGAGCACGCAGCGCCCUUAUCUCAGUGGCCUGAGCAGCACCUAGAUGUCACCUCUACCACCUCGCCGCCAUCUGCCCACAAACAUGAUCCCUAUUCUACAGUUGCUCGCCGCAGCUAUGCCCCAACAGGUUAUCCAUGGGCCAGUGAUGACAUAUCAGCCCUUACUGCUUCUUCUCUGCUCAAACGCUAUGCUGAGAAGUACUCAGGCUUGGAGUUGUCCUAUGAUCGCCCAACUUCAGGGGCUUACCCAGAGCCUGGGACUUUCUUAAAAACUGAAUCCGAGCCCUGGACUCUAGGUCAAGGCAUUGAGUGUUACCCUGGACUGGAGGCACUAACAGGCACCAAGGUGGGCACAGCUUCUGUGGGCAUCCCAGCUACAGGAAGUGUGACAGUGGUGAGCAGUAACCUGACAACUGAGCCAGGCUACAGUGGUGCAGGCUCCUGCAGUACCCCGUCAUCUCAGGAAUACCCUCCUGCCUAUAACACCACCUACCUGUCCUCAGGUUACUGCCCUCAGCCAAGUGCAGCACUUCCGCCUGCCUCUCUGCACUCUUUACAGGCUGCUCCCACUCUAGUGCCCAGCUACAGCGCAAACACCCCUGUCUACAACUAUCCUCCAGGGUGCUACCCCCAGACCAGCCUAUCUACUGGAUACAGUCACCCCAGUGCCUCCUAUCUCCCCUCUGGGAUCAGUGCACCUGCUCCUCUGGCCCCAAGGCCUACCAUGGUGGGGGGCAGUUACAGCUACCCAUCUCACAGCCUUGGAGGGGGCUCUGAGGCAGGGGCGCCAAUGAAACGCAAGGCCUUUGAGAUGGCAGAGGAAGGACAGGAAGGAACAGAAGUGGAGGGAUCACGCUACAGAAAGUAUGGUAAUGGCCACGGAAACAGUCAUAGCAAAGGCAACGGAACUGGCAAUGGCUUUGAUACAAGUGGCUCUGCCUCAGACCCACAGUCCUUCAAACCUGGGAAGCCCCUGAUGUCACCUCCCUAUGGAGGGGCAAGAGAUUACAGCCCUCCAUCAGGCCUAGCUGGAGAAAGUAUAUCAGAUCACAACUUUCCCCAGCAACAGAGAAUGUCAAUGAAGAUACCUCCAGCACACACACGGUCUGAGGACGCCAGCGGAGGCCGCUGACGACUGACUGGCAAUUGUGAGGAUUCUCCCACUCUUGAAACCAACCAGGGUUCCUAAUCAAGACGAACUUGUGGCAAUAAUAUGGAUCUGUCAAUGCAAAGAUUAAUUUUACUAGUGAACACAAGGGGGCACAAUGCAGUUCUUUUUUUCUUGUGCAUUUUUAACAUUUUAAUAAUUCAUGUUUUUCCAAAGAUUCAGAGGAGCAUUGUGCCCUUUAAGCUUGAGGUAAGUCUUAGGGGUGAGAUUAAGGCAUUCUGUACAUAAGCGGCACUCAGACUGUCUGAAUGGAUGAAUGCCAGUUUCUCUCAGGAUCCUAUUUAUUUCCUUUCUGCUACUGUGGAAGCAGCGCUGCAACAAUGCUGUUCCAGAAGCUGGUGUAAUUUUUUGUGGCCAAUAUGUUUGUUUAAGGCCUUUGACUGCAAUAUUAUCUAUCACACCACAAAAAUCAUUUCUGACCAAAAAUAUGCAGAGCAAUAACUGACUUAUUGAGACAGCCACUACUUGAGCACAAUCACUGCGACUUCACACAGCUGAUUCCAAGGCUGGUGUUUGGCCACUUUGGGAAUGAUGUGUACCCUACUCAGCCAACACUUCCCCCCGCCUUUACGUCUGCUUUGUAUUUAGUUUCUUUAUCCCCUUUGUUUCGUGUUCUUUAUCUUAUACUAUCAAGGUGUUUUGCUUCUUGUUCUCAACUUUUUUUUUUGAUAAAAGUUCAAAACUGAACAACUUUUUUGCCCAGUUUACACAUACCAAGCUGCUAAUCUCAUCAAUUUAAAACAUAGCAUCCAUGAAGCCGCCCUAAAUUGUUUUAACGAAUGAAAAGAGUGAGGAAUGGUCUACGAUUUUUUUGGCUCGAUUAAUAAUGUUAUUAGAAGUAGUUCAAAUGUAUUGUUUACAUAGACUUCUGCUGAUCCAAAAACAAAGUAUGCUUUCUCCAAAAAAAAUCUGCUACUGGUCCAGGUCCAACUUUUGCCUUGUCAGAUAUGAUCAACAAGUUAGAACUGAUUGUUCACCACACAAAUCAACAAAAUUACCAAAAAUAAAGGACACAUAUAUCUGCAUGGAAAUACUCACUCAAAUAACUGCAUUAGCCAGAUUGUUACCUCUGUCAGAUGCACAACCCAGACUAAAAGGCAAGCAGUUUGCAGUGGAGUAUACAGCUUAUGAAGAUAUGGUUGCUUGUCUCAUAGAUUUUACUUGUUUUUAAUAUGCAUUCUCUUUGCUUUUGCCUCUUUAAGUGAGAUAAAUAGUUGUGUUAUUAAAUACUCAGGAAGAAUAUUGUUACCUCAGAAUGAUUUAAAAAAAAGAAUGUAUGUUAUUACCUUAGGGUGUUUGUGGGGAGCUUUAUGGAGCAAGAUGAAAAUGGAGCCAUGGCUUUACUUAGAGCAAAACAUACUCUGAUCAGUGCAGGGAACCAAUAAACUUACAAGGCCUUUGAGAAAAAUGACAGACUUAGCACACAUACACACACACACGUAUACUUGCAAAGAAGCACGCGCACACACUCAAACACACACAUAAACACACACUUCACACUUCUUAGCUCUGGGGAAAUAAACUUGAGGUUUUUGUACUAAGGCCUGAAAUGUUGAAUGUAAUUCAGAUAUUUUUUUAAAAGGACAAUACAUGCCAUAAUGUACAUCAAUGAUGUUUUUAGAUAUAUGAAACAUAUUUUCUUCAUGUAUAGAUGUAUUUCUCUGGUAGGUUUUGGUGGAGAAAUGCAUGACAUGUUAAGUGUUAGUGUAGAUAGUGGGGAAGAGGUUUUGUGAACAAACUGUCAAAGCACUCCUAUUAAACAACUUCUGACAUAUCAAGAUGUACACACACAAAUUACAGUUCAUGCUCUAUCAUAGGUUUGCUUAUUGAAUGUCUUAAUAGUUUGCAACUUCCCUCCGUAUCAGUAUUUUAAAUCCAUCUGACCCAAUGCCACGAUACCUCAGCUUGGAGUUGGCCCUGACCUGACUUGAUGACACAAAGAAGGAAGAUGUCAACAUUAAACAUGUGCACAGUCACAAAAUAUGAAUAGUUAAAACUCUGAAUUUCCCAUCAUAAGUUGUGCCAUACAAAUAAACUUAUGUGAAAUAGCCUUUUGGGAACUAAAAUCACCAAAAAUAUUUGCAUAAAAUCUUGCCCAAAGAGCAAAUCCUUUUUAGUAGUUAGCUUUAGACUGAAAAGAUGAUUUGGUUUUCAUCUGGAAUACUCUGUGAUUCAAAACUAUAUCAAUGCCUCAUUUGGAAAAUUAAGCACAUUCAUACAAUUAGAUAUACUAAGAAUGUAGCCGAGUGUGAAAACACCAUUAAAAAAACAAUCUGAAGAACAAAUACUGAUUAAUAAAUCGGACUUUGGCGAGUAACAAUGUACUCUUACCCCCAGAUGUUCAAAGUAUUUAAGCGCUUAGCUUCAACAAUUGAAUGCUCUUCAAUGCUGCACAAAAAGGUGCUCUAUAUUAAAUAUUUGGCUUCAAAGAGUAGUGUUAGUAUUUGAUGUUACUCUGAUUCAAUAAACUCUGUGGGGUUGAGCUUGUCCAACAGAUGGAAAGUGGAAUUUCAGUGUUAACUUUGUCAUUACUUGUCCUUUUCUUUUUUCGUGUACAUUCUCUGUAACCAAUUCUACCUCAUUUUGAAGACAUUGUACAUGGAAAUAUUUAUUUCAUGUCAUUUCACAUGCCGGUUUAAGAGCAAUGUUUCUAAUUCUUGACCUGCUAUAGUCUACCUCACUAAAGGUUGUUGUGUCAUGGAAAUGAAGAUAUCACCAAAAACAAAACCUGACUUUGUGUUUUUGUCUUUUGAAAUUCAAAAAAAUCUUUGAGUGCAUGAAUUAUUCCCUCAAAAUAUUACUGUCUGGACAGCGGAGGACAUGCGCCAGCUUGAGACAGGUCUGAAACCUUUGUGCUCCCAUACAUGGUCAACAUAACCCUGCUGCCACAUGUAAGUAUCCAACAUCAAAAAACCCUUCUUUGCUCAAACCUGAUGUCAGCAAACAUAUUUAACUCUAUUGGCUAGUAUAUCUUAUGUUUCCGUAAUUUAGGCAAACUUAACCACAUCCUUGACACCAGCCAUCCUAAAUAAUACUUUCUGUCAAGCAUAAUUAAACAUCAGACAUAGAUUUAGUUCUCAAUAUGAGCUGGCUAAGUGAAAUUCAGUUUUCAUCUGCGGCAGUUGUUUUAACAGUGAGGCAGUAAUGACCAAACUUAAGAGUGGAAUAUAAAAGAAGAAAAUGUUUAGAAGGGAACAAUGUUGAAUAAAAAAUGGAAUUAUUAAAUAUCAUUUUUUUGACCCAUGAAAUGCUGUUUUAAGAUUGAUUUUUCACUCAAACAGCUGACUUGGUGCCUAACACAUGUGCAACAGUGACACCUACAGGGCUAAUAAAAAAGCAUGGAAUAUUUUGUGUCUAAACAAAUGUAACCUUAUACCCAUGUCCACUCUCCUUGUCCACACUUCAACUCUCUUAAAUAUUUCAGGAUCUUACCCAGUGGUGAUAUUGAGCAGCAGUCUGGUUUGCAGGACUCUGUCUUUCAGACUGAGAAGUAACUUCAGUGUAUGGAUGGGUGAGACGAUUAGUCCUGUGAAACAAUGCAGUUGUCUUUGUUUAUCAUUGUCCCAGAGGCCAACUUGAAUAAACAAUUUUUAGGGCUAGAUUUGGAAGAAGAAAGGCAGCAGCAAAUGAUAUAUAGAGACCUCUCAGAUUAGUCAACACAGAAACAUCUUAAAUUAAGCCAAAAGGUGACAAGCAGAACCCCAAUUACAGUUUCUUUCAUAAAUUCUGAUUGUAAAUUAUACUUUAAUCUGUAAAGGAUCACUUAAGACAGCUGAACAACCCACCAUAUUUCAGAAACUAACCAUGCAUUGUGUAUCUAGCUGAGAAACUAAGAAGUUACUAGUGGUCAUAGUCAUUUUAAUUUAUAGGAUUAGAUUUGAGCUUGUGGAAAUACUUCAUCAAAGACUCUUAGGAGGGACUGCAGAAGGGGCACUCAAGAAAAUUUACUCGAGAACUACUGCAGGCCAAAUUAAUCAAUAUCAAGUGAGAGAUGACAAGAUGAACUUCUACACCACCCCAGCCAUAACAUUAUGAACACCUGGGCGAUUUAAUGCAACUAGAUACAGCAGCUCUACCAUGAGACCUGUUUCGACAGAGCUUCUACAUACACUCACCGGCCACUUUAUUAGGUACACCUGUCCAACUGCUCGUUAACACUUAAUUUCUAAUCAGCCAAUCACAUGGCGGCAACUUAGUGCAUUUAGGCAUGUAGACAUGGUCAAGACAAUCUCCUGCAGUUCAAACUGAGCAUCAGUAUGGGGAAGAAAGGUGAUUUGAGUGACUUUGAACGUGGCAUGGUUGUUGGUGCCAGAAGGGCUGGUCUGAGUAUUUCAGAAACUGCUGAUCUACUGGGAUUUUCACGCACAACCAUCUCUAGGGUUUACAGAGAAUGGUCCGAAAAAGAAAAAAUAUCCAGUGAGCGGCAGUUCUGUGGGCGGAAAUGCCUUGUUGAUGCCAGAGGUCAGAGGAGAAUGGCCAGACUGGUUCGAGCUGAUAGAAAGGCAACAGUGACUCAAAUAACCACCCGUUACAACCAAGGUAGGCAGAAGAGCAUCUCUGAACGCACAGUACGUCGAACUUUGAGGCAGAUGGGCUACAGCAGCAGAAGACCACACCGGGUGCCACUCCUUUCAGCUAAGAACAGGAAACUGAGGCUACAAUUUGCACAAGCUCAUCGAAAUUGGACAAUAGAAGAUUGGAAAAACGUUGCCUGGUCUGAUGAGUCUCGAUUUCUGCUGCGACAUUCGGAUGGUAGGGUCAGAAUUUGGCGUCAACAACAUGAAAGCAUGGAUCCAUCCUGCCUUGUAUCAACGGUUCAGGCUGGUGGUGGUGGUGUAAUGGUGUGGGGAAUAUUUUCUUGGCACUCUUUGGGCCCCUUGGUACCAAUUGAGCAUCGUUGCAACGCCACAGCCUACCUGAGUAUUGUUGCUGACCAUGUCCAUCCCUUUAUGACCACAAUGUACCCAACUUCUGAUGGCUACUUUCAGCAGGAUAAUGCGCCAUGUCAUAAAGCUGGAAUCAUCUCAGACUGGUUUCUUGAACAUGACAAUGAGUUCACUGUACUCAAAUGGCCUCCACAGUCACCAGAUCUCAAUCCAAUAGAGCAUCUUUGGGAUGUGGUGGAACGGGAGAUUCGCAUCAUGGAUGUGCGGCCGACAAAUCUGCGGCAACUGUGUGAUGCCAUCAUGUCAAUAUGGACCAAGCUCUCUGAGGAAUGCUUCCAGCACCUUGUUGAAUCUAUGCCACGAAGAAUUGAGGCAGUUCUGAAGGCAAAAGGGGGUCCAAGCCGUUUCUAGCAUGGUGUACCUAAUAAAGUGGCCGGUGAGUGUAUUGUGAUAAUUGUUUUUAAAAUUAAAUGCUGUUUUGGGUGUUGAUGUAGUAAUGUGCAUCAAAUUGAAGGGGUUCCUAAUAUUUUGUUGGCAAAGAGGGAUAAAUGUGAAGAAAACUUAAAUAUUACAAAUUUUAGAAGGCCACACUCGACACCAUCAACCACUAGGUCCACCAGGGAAAAAAAAUGACCUGGUCUUAUCUUAUAAUUUCUUCCAGUAGAAUUAAGUAAAAGGGAAUUCUCAAUGUCCCUUCGAGAACAAAUAAAGGUUUGAACUGAAGCAGAGCCGUUGGAGGAGUCGUCCAUGUUAGCUGAAGCUAAAGCUAAUACCUGCGUCAACAUAGGUACUCCACAGUCUGAGCUGGGGGAACCUGUGACCAUGUGGUCCACAAUUAUAGUUUAAAAACACACAAAUUGUAGAAAACUCGUUAAAGAUUUUGAAACCUAUUUUGAAAAACCGUGAGUUGCAGCCCUCCUUUUGACGCGGCCAUUUCAAACCACUCGAGGCCAGUGGUUUGAAACGGACUAACAGCAGGUGAACUGUGAGGGUUGAUUAUGGCGAUUCAACUGUAACUUUGGGAUUUUAUGGUGGUCUUGCUAGUGAAAUUAUGCUGGCCAGGAGACGUUUGCUAAGGUAGGUCCACAUACUCAAAGCUAGCAGUCGGGGCCCAUAGGCCUGUGUAGGUAAGGUGAACCCUUAGCUAUAGAGUAGAGCUUCAGCAGGAUGGUUGCCCUCAAACUUGUCUUCUAGGCAGACCAGUGGUUUUUAUCAUAUUUUUGGGGGGUUAUCAUUAAAUUACCUAAAAGAUAUUAUUUAUUUUUUUACACUGUGCUUAGAUCACCUGAAUAAUCAUACUUUUUUCCUGUGCUUCUUCAUGCCUCCCAGGUGCUAUCUUGGAAGAUAGAAGAUUUAUCAUAUUUUUAACACUUAAUGGUUUAGCAUUAUUAGUUAGGAGACACUUGAAAAAUAACUUUAGUCGUCAGCAUCAACUGAUAGCUACAUAGUUGGAUUAUUUGAGUUUUUUUUUUUAAUGUUUUAUUUAUUUCAUGGGAACGGGAACACAAACUUAUAGCUGUCGAUAUUUUUCAAUGUUACUUAAAGUUGUUGUUGAGGAACAUUUGGUUUGUGUCAAUUUUGGUGCCCUCUAUGGCUAAAGUUGUAUAUCUUAUCCCCACCGAUUCUGUACUGUUAAUGGAAAAGUACAAUUUUCUAUUAAAAAAAAAUGUUAUCUUUUUUUAACACUCAUAUGUGUCACUCAUUGUGAAUAUUUGGUGUUUAUAAUGCAAAGAAAGACUAUGUUUUAAGGUGCCAACCAUCUGGUCCAACAUCUAUAAUAUAAUUAUAAUAUUUUUCUAACUGCCCCAAUAUCUCUAACCAUUCUUAUGCUACUGAGAAUUAAUUUCCACCACCACACCACUCAAACUAAUUUAACAAACCAAUACUGUCUUUGUAACCAUAAGUGACACAGCUGUCAGGAGUUAUUGCCAUCAGAUUCCACCAGAGGGUGUUAGAUAGCUGCAGAAAGCAGUUUAAGGUCCUUUACUGUCUACUUCUGCAGAAAGGUUUAUAAUAAUAAACAGAAACAGAUCUCUACAGGCAUUAGAGAGCUGUAAGAGCAUGAGGGGCGUAUUUCUGUCACAUUUUAUACCAUUAUCUAAAUGAAAUGGAUCAAAGUAAUUUCCUGCCCGUGUUGUCAACAGACGAUUUGUCAAAAAAGGACAAAAUGUUGCCAUACUCUGUAAAAAAUAUUAAUCUGUAAAACAAUAAUGUCAGAAAAAUUCUAUGAAAACUAUUAUUGAUCUUGGAACAAAAUUUGAUCUGUGCACCUUGUUUAAUGGACAAUGGAAGUGACUUGGCAAAGAAAAAAAAACUGUGAAUCACAGCUUCACCCAAUAUUUAGUGCAUCAAUAUAGUUUGCAUGUUAUUGACUCCUUAAAGACAUAAUAUUUCCUUAUCUCUUUCUAAUUAUCACACACACCAUCAUUUCCUUUCGCUGUUCUUUUCUCCUUUACAUAAAACUGACCCACCACAGACAUCUCUAACAGAUCCUGCCAAUCUGAGCCCCACCUCUGCCACAAAUUAGAUCUGAUGCAAGAAAUAGAAGCAAAUGAUUAAAAAACAAUGCAACAUACAGACAUUUGCUAUCAGUGCUUGAGACAGACACGUGUUCAUAAAUAAAGAUAAAAUUAAAGUUGUUGUUUUAUCAUUUUAGUUUUUAACAAAUACAUAAAAGCUGUUCAAGUUUUCCUAAUCAAUCCAAUAUCAGUGGUUAUGUUACAAUAGUAAAAUUCAUACUUUUUGUUCACUCAGUAAAUGACACAGCAACAAACAAUACAAAGUAAAUGGUGCAACCUUAGCAUGCAACACUGCAGCAAAGAGGAGAGGGAUAAAUCCACAACUGCAGACUGUUUUAUUUGGAUUGUGUGCCUCUGUUCAUGGUUUCUUUUACUUCUCAUGUUCUUGCUCCAGUCGGUCUUCCCUCUGCUUGCUUGCUGUGGAUAACGAGGUGCUACUCAGUGCACUGUACAGUCUGAGCCUAUUGGGAACAUGCUGCUGACUCAGCCCAGGCCACUGCAUUCAUCUAUCUGCACUGCAGUGCUGUCUCUGCCUGCCUACCCCCCCCCCCCCCCCCCCCUUCAGUGCGCCACCUUACGCACACACAAAGGAGGGGGAAGCAGGAGAAACACACAUGCAUGCACACACAGCUGCUUUUACAGCCAUUUCAGUGCUGUUGCACCAUGACACACCCAACUUCAA